CGCUUUCCGGCCGAUUUGCGGCAGCGGCUCUCAGCUUCCACAUGGCAGUGUGUGUUCGCUUACUGUUGCGUCUCUCGGUUCGGUAGUGUUCUAGUUAGUUAUUUAUUUAUAAACGUAACGCGAUGGGAAAGUCGAAGAACGCGAGGUUUAAGCGCGCGCAGUUCGCACCGGAUGGACCUCCGGUGAAAGCUAUGAAACGCGCCGCUGAAGAUGAAGAUGAAGAUGAUGUGGUUGAGUCUCCGCAUGCAGAAUUACUUGAAAAACUGCAGAGUCCGAGUGCAGACAUACGCGAGUACGCGUGUGCGAGUAUUUCCCGAGUGGUUCAGCAGAGUCAGACGAUCCCGGGCUUCCUGCACCGAGACGCAGUGAGGAGGUUAGCACCGCUUCUUCUGGACAGCAGCCUGGCGGUCAGAGAGACGGCAACCGGGGCGCUCAGGAACCUGAGUGCGUGUGGAGGAGCGGAGGUGUGUGAGAACAUGGUGAGGCAGGACGUCCUCACUCCUCUCACCGCUCUGCUGAACGAGUGCCGUAUGGGGGUGCAGAUGAGCUCCAGUCCCGUGAAGAAGGACCAGAAACCGACAGUCGAGGAUGUUGCGAAUGAAGCUGUGAAUCUACUCUGGAAUCUCUGUGAGAGCAGCAGUACAGCAGUGUCGGUGUUUAAUGGAGCGAGACUUCUGGAUGUUCUGUUGCCGUACAUUGAGAAACAUCCACACAACAUCCAGCUCGCUUUAUCAGCAGCACACUGCUUGCACACAGUGACCGAGGAUAACGCCGAGCUGGCAGGAAGUGUAAACGGUGCCGUUUUGACCGCUUUAGAGAACGUGUUGCUCUCCACACACUCCAGUAUGGAACACGUUCUCUUACGCACUCUGGCUGCAGGAACCGUGUGGAACCUGAAGAGCUGUCUCUCCUCCACCCGUCAGGCCAAGGCCGUCUCUGCCGUGGUGAAGACGCUGGCGCAUUGUCUCAGUCUGGACGCCGGAGCGCUGAUCCCAGACCUGUGGCAGAGCGAGGCGAGUCGCCAGGCCAGCGGCGGCACGGCUGAUCCGGAGUCAGCGGGGCUGGAGGAGCCGCAGGCCGGGGUGCAGGAGGAAGAGGAGAUGGAUGACGGAGAGAGAAAGAUGAACAGAGGAAAGAGGAACGGGAAAAAGAUGGAAAAAGAUUUAGCUGCUUUUCUGCCUAGAGACAAACCGGAGCUGAGGGAAGCUGUAGCACUAUUGACAGCACAGCAAACGUCACAGGAGAUCAUUGUCAACAUGUGUUGCUCAGAUGAACCCUCCGAUGACGAGUGGGAAGAGAUGUCAAGCAGUGACGAGAGUGAGAUAUGUGCCGACGGUGUGGCAGACGGAAACUCCAGCCUUUUCUCUCCUCUCUGCCUUUCUGCGGAGUUACACACAACACUGCUGAACUACAACAUACCACAGCAGGUCUUGAAGAAAGCGGGGUUUCCCAGCCAGGCCGCUGUGGAGAUUUGCGCCAAGGAUCCAGCGUGGAAGUGCCUCGUUAAGAAAAUGCAGCGGGUGCAGUGUCGGGCUCUGACGUGUCUCCAUAACAUGCUGGCUGUGAUGGACGUGGACUGUUUGGGUGGAGCUGCAGGACUGCAGGCCGUCGCUCAGCACCUCUCGUCUCUGAUCUUUAGCUCGGCAGAAGUUUUGAAGGAUGAGGAGUUCUUGGACGCCGUGACCAGUGCCAUGCGCUCGCUGCUCCAAAUAAUGGCCUCCAAAAAUAUCCCUCAGUGUAUGAGCCCUCAGCAGUUGAUGAGCGUGUGUGAAGUAGCAAUGCAGUGUGAUGUGUUGAGUGUGAGGGUGAACGCUCUGGCCAUCCUGGGCAUCACAGGAAGCACGCUGGCUAAAGACAAGGGAUCUGCUGAGACCCUGCAGCUGAUCGGAAACGCGCUGCUGAGCGUAGCUUCUAAAGACCUGAAUCUGGUGGCGUGCGGAGAGGCGCUGGACGCUCUGUUCGACGUUUUUGCGGACGGCGAGGAGGCGGAGCGAGCGGCGCAAAACAUCAACCUGCUCGCUGCUCUCAAAUCCCUGCAGCCUGCCUUCGCUGCCAAGAUCCGGAAGGAAGGCAGAGGGAAGUACAGCCCGGAUCAGCUGUGCGUCCUGGACAACAUCAAGGUGAACCUGCGACGGUUCAUCGGUUACCUGGAGUCGCUGCGGAAGAAAUAGGACAUCAGGCACGACAGACUCUAAUUGAAUGUGAGGUUUUGCCGUUUAAAGCUCUAAUCAGGAAGCUGUGGAACUGGCAGGCCAGUUUUUUUUUUUGUUUGUUUGUUUUUUUCCGUGUGACUGUAAUUACUGAGAACACCAGCACGUGCACUCUUUAUUCUAGAUUUGAGUGGCGGUUCAUUUCAAAAAUAUGGUUAGUGUAUUAAAUAAUACCCUAGUCCAGGAGAUAAAAUAUCACUCAGGGUGUUCUGUAUCAGCGUCAGUGUAAUCACCUGUUUACUUUCGGCGUAGAAAUAUUUCCGCUGUUAUAUCCCUCCCUUACUUUGGUCACUCGGGUAGAUUGAUUAUCGUCAAAGAAACGAAGGGACUCGACAAAUUCAAUUCGCUUUACGUCCAAAUUAAAUAGUCCGAGGUUUUAUUUAUUUUAUUUUUUUGCUUUUAAUUACUAUAUAAAUUUUUUUUUUUUUUGCUUGUAUUUUUCUCAUUUGUCAGUCGCUUGGGAUAAAAAAAAAAAAAAAAAAGCGUCUUCCAAGUGAAUAAAUGUAAACGUAAUAUAACAACACGAGUGAAAUUUCUUUCUCCGUUUUUAACAUCAACAUCUCCGCGUCCACAGAUCUGAUAGAUUUUUUUUAAUAAAUUUUAUUUUAUUUUUUUUGCCGUUUAAUUUUACAGCCUAAUACGGUGUGUAUCUAGAAAGUAAAAAAAAAAAAAAAAAACGACGAAAUUACAUACGGUUUUAUUUCCGGAAAAUACGUCGAGUGCAAGCGUGUACUGUGUAAAAAAAAAAAAUUCAAAAUUCGGACGCCGGGUUCCGGUUUGGACGUUUCCUGAUUGGGUCUUGAAGGACAAACCCGAAUAUUCGUCUGAAAAAAGCGUCUCUCGUUGAUGAAUAUAAAUAUGCCGGGACAUGAUGAGGUGUUGAUUUUGCCUUCAGAGGUGUUUGAGUGCUUGAUAAAGUCACAAGAGUGGGAAUGAAAAUACCAGAGCUGAUGGGAAUACCUGAGGAUAAUGUGUAAGACGUUGUGGGUCAGAGUGAAUAGAAACCCGUUCUGUUAUGAGUGUAAAAAGAGCCUUAUGAGUGGUUAAGUUUGAGUUUAGGGAAGCGUUAACGGUGACCGUGUAAGAAAACAUGACCCGAAAGAUAUCCUAAAUGAUUUUAUAUAUCAGAGUACGGUAGGACCUUUUUUAUUUGCAGCAGUCCCAUUCAACGUUUCAAGGUGAAAUAUGAAACAGUUUUGCAAAAUAUAUCAAAUGUCCUUUUCUUAACCUUCAGGUGACGCGCAUGCUUAGUGUCUGGUGUUGCUUCUUUACUUUUCAAAAGCCUUUCCAUAAAUACAUGACCGCAUCUUUGUGUAUUUGCUUCACACAUCAUUAAUCUGAUUUAUACUACAGCGCUGCUGAGUUCUCUCAGGUGUUAUCCGUAACUAUAAAUGGAUGAAAACGGCUGGCGUGAUGAUGUCCGAGAAAUAAAACGUAUAGUCGCCGCCAGAUCGCUGUCGUAACCGGAUAAACAGCGUCGGGGUGGAAUCAGUAAUUCAGCUGAUUGUUUUCCUGUAACAGCACGCCAUGGAGUGGUUUCAUUUUUACUUCAUAUGCUCAUUUGAGGAAAGAGAGUUAAAAAGGUAGUAAUAUAAUUUCACUAUGAACUUUUAUGUCAAAUAGAAAGGACCAUCCAUAUUCAGUGUUGGGUUGGGUUUUUUUUUAAGAUUUCGUAGCCGAAGCAUUCAGUUUGUAGUAAAUAUCUGAAGAUUUGUGCAUAUGUUUGCAGAAAUUAUUCUUUUACUUCUCAUUAACUGCAUUAGGAUGGCAUCUCCUAAACUAAAGAAGCAAACAUCAGACACUAAACAUUAUAGAAAUACGUUUAUCUUCAUGCUCUUGUGUAGAAUUGAUUACACUGAAUUGAUGUUAUCGCUAUCAAAGCGUAAAAAAAAAAGAAAAAAACGUAUGAAAUUUUCUUUUAAGUAUAUUGAUUGUUUACUCUCCCAAGACAAUGUACGGAUUAUUUUUGUUUUUUAUAUAUAAAAUACCGUAGCGCUCUGACUGAAAAGGUUUGGUGUGAAUUUUUUUUUUUGUUUGUUUGAUACUUUACAUGAUUAAAGCAUAGUUUAUGAUGAA
Ictalurus punctatus (channel catfish) is the source of this 4286-nucleotide messenger RNA. RefSeq names its product HEAT repeat containing 3 (gene heatr3). The coding region runs from base 123 to 2171 and encodes 682 amino acids. Lineage: Eukaryota; Metazoa; Chordata; Actinopteri; Siluriformes; Ictaluridae. The transcript has 15 exons. Gene Ontology annotation, biological process: protein import into nucleus; ribosomal large subunit biogenesis. The record is from RefSeq and is a predicted model, not a curated record.